AUGUCGACUUCCAUUGAAGCACCUAGGCAGUACAGCCAACCUUCCCGUAAGGGCAAGAAGGCUUGGAGAAAAAAUGUGGAUGUUACGGAGGUGCAGGAAGGUCUGCGAGUGUUGAAGGAAGAAGAAAUCAAAGGAGGUAUUCUAGCAGAGAAGCCAUCCGAUGAAUUGUUUACUAUCGAUACCACCGGCUCAUCAGAAAUCCGCAAGUUGGUUGAGAAACAACACAAGCCACUGAGAUCAGACGAGAUCAUUGCUCAACGGUCUGCGAUUCCAGGAGUAGACACUCGGAAACGCCAAAAUUCCAAGGUCACAGAUGGAGUCAUCGAGCCGAAGUCCAAGAAGCAGAAGAGCGACUGGGUCAGCCGAAAGGAUUGGUUGCGCCUAAAGCAGGUGGCCAAGGAAGGAAACCCUGCCAACAAGGUCGAACAAAUUGAUUUGUAUGAUCCUUGGGCUGAUAAUGAAGAUUCAACACCACUGGAUGACCCGAAAUUUGAUUUCCUGGAAAAGCCGAAGCAAAAAGUUGCUCCUUCUACGAUUACGCACGCCCCAAUUUCGCUCGCUGCAAAUGGGAAGCCUAUCCCCGCCGUCCGCGCUCCCAAGGCUGGCACUAGUUAUAAUCCGUCGUUUGAAGAGUGGGAUCAACUCCUACAAGAGCAGGGAGAGAAGCAGGUGGAGAUUGAGAAGAAGCGCUUGGAGGAGGAACAUAAGGAGCAAGAAAGACAGCGCUUGAUUGCCGAAGCCAAGGACGAUGACGGUGAGGUGAAGUCUGAUGACGAGAGCGCUUGGGAAGGAUUUGAAAGCGAAUACGAGAAGCCAGACUGGCUGAAGAAGAAACGCCCUGAGCGAAAGACGAAAGCAGAGAGAAACAGGAUUAAGCGGCGGAAGGAGGCGGAGCGGAAGGCAAAGUGGGAGGAGAAGAUGAAGCAGAAAGAAGAGCAAGUUGCACAGGCGAAAAGUAUCGCACAAAAACUGCAGAACCGGCCUCUCCAGCUGAAGAAGGAUUCCGAUGCUGAUUCUUCGAGCGAGGGCGAUGACACUGCUCUCCGGCGCAGGCCUUUGGGGAAGACACGAGCACCCGAAAAGAAUCUGGAAGUGGUUCUGCCAGAUGAACUGCAGGAUUCCCUACGCCUGCUCAAGCCCGAAGGCAAUCUUCUAGACGAUCGAUUCCGGACGCUGAUCGUUCAAGGGAAGCUGGAAUCGCGAAAACCGGUGUCGCAACCCAAGAGGGCAAAGAGAGAGGUGACAGAGAAGUGGACCUACAAGGAUUUCAAAGUCCCAGGUGCAGAGACGUGA
Aspergillus tanneri is the source of this 1293-nucleotide messenger RNA. RefSeq names its product ribosome biogenesis protein NOP53. The coding region runs from base 1 to 1293 and encodes 430 amino acids. The record is from RefSeq and is a predicted model, not a curated record. Gene Ontology annotation, biological process: rRNA processing; ribosomal large subunit assembly. Lineage: Eukaryota; Fungi; Ascomycota; Eurotiomycetes; Eurotiales; Aspergillaceae. Gene Ontology annotation, molecular function: 5S rRNA binding. Gene Ontology annotation, cellular component: nucleolus. The transcript is spliced from 3 exons.